AUGAGUAUCAAGAUCAGCGACAAGCAGCAAGUGUUGGACAAGAUCAUUGACCAAUAUGAUUACUUUUUAUUUGACUGCGAUGGAGUCCUUUGGCUAGGUGACCAUCUCUUACCCUCGGUAAGUGAAACGUUGGAGUAUUUGAAAAGCAAAGACAAGACAGUGAUCUUUGUCACCAACAACUCUACAAAGUCGCGAGGAGACUAUUUGAAAAAAUUCCAGAAAAUGGGCAUCGAAGGGAUCACGAAACUGGAGAUUUUCGGGUCAGCUUACGCUACGGCCAUAUACGUGGACAAGAUCUUGAAAUUGCCCAAGGAUAAACUCGUGUGGGUGUUGGGGGAAGAAGGCAUAGAGACAGAGUUGAAAGAGGUGGGCUAUUCAACUAUUGGUGGGUUGGAUCCCGAGUUGACCCAAGACGGCGUCAAUUUCAACCCCAAUAAUCCGCUACUCGACAAUCUCAAUCCCAACGUGGGAGCCGUUGUAUGCGGACUCACUUUCCAAAUCAACUAUCUCAAAUUGUCCUUGACCAUGCAGUACUUGAUCCACAACGACAAGAAACUUCCAUUCAUCGCCACCAAUAUCGACUCAACCUUCCCCAUGAAGGGCAAAUUGCUAGUUGGUGCUGGCUCAAUCAUAGAAACAGUAGCCUAUGCCAGUGGCAGACAACCAGAUGCAAUCUGCGGCAAACCGAACCAAAGCAUGAUGAAUGCAAUCAAGGCUCAGUUACCGGGGCUAGCAGAAAACCCCAAGCGCGGGUUAAUGAUUGGGGACAGGUUGAACACCGAUAUGAAGUUUGGUAGAAAUGGCGGAUUGGAUACCAUGUUGGUCCUCACUGGGAUCGAAACUGAAGACAAUGUCAAAUCGUUACCAGAAGAAGAGGCACCGACUUUUUACAUUGACAAGUUGGGAGACAUCUAUGAGUUUACUCAUUGA
Lodderomyces beijingensis is the source of this 930-nucleotide messenger RNA. The record is from the annotation of a GenBank genome assembly. Lineage: Eukaryota; Fungi; Ascomycota; Pichiomycetes; Serinales; Debaryomycetaceae.